UCUCUCUGCGUCUUUUCUCUUGGUCCCCAGUCCGGCGACGCUUCAUCUCUAAAAGCAUUAAUAGAAAGUACACCGGAAUCCAGGCGGGGUAGCGGUGGUGCAGCGCAGUUCCCAGGAGCCCUUUCCCGCGUCCAAGAGAGUUCCCUCUCCCCCCGCGGCUGGGGCGGAAUGUGGCGCUCCGGCCCGGGGCGGGGAUGACUUCAUGCGGCCGGAGCUCGGCGGCGGGAGCAGCUGCUGCAGCUGGCAGGUGGGUGGGGGCCGGCGGGCGCUGACCACGCACUCGGCCCCGCGCGGCGCGGGCUGCGGCCUCGGGGCAGCGGACGCGGGGGACAUGCGCUGACUCGGUCCCGGGAAGUUUUCAGAGUUUCUGGGAAGGCCUGGUUUCCCUAAAGGAGUGAUUUGCUGUAGAAGUUUGAAGCACUCAUCAUCUAAAGGGGAAAAAUCCAGUAUAGCCAAUGAAUUAAGGACAAGAAGCUUUCCAGUCAGUCCCUGCUAUGUGGAUAUUUGUUAGCAAUGACUGAUGUGGAAACUACAUAUGCAGAUUUUAUUGCUUCAGGAAGAACAGGUAGAAGAAAUGCAAUACAUGAUAUCCUGGUCUCCUCUGCAAGUGGCAACAGCAAUGAAUUAGCCUUGAAAUUAGCAGGUCUUGAUAUCAACAAGACAGAAGGUGAAGAAGAUGCACAGCGAAAUUCGACAGAACAAAGUGGAGAAGCCCAGGGGGAAGCAGCAAAAUCUGAAAGCUAACACCCCACUCUGACCUUCAGCAACACCUGACAAUGUCUCAAAUCUCCAGGCCUGGCUGGAAAACAUUUGUUUCCAUGAGUGCAAAGGGGCAAAAGAAAAUGGCUGUGCUGCAAUGCAGGCACCUGCUCAUUAUUACGUUAAAAAUGGGGGCAGAGGCUGUGGCUGCAGACAGACUUUUCCCUACCUCUGUCAUUAGCAAUGGUUGAAAAUCAUGUGGCUUGUGUUUGGCCAUCGUUUUUAUAUGGAUCCUUUCACUUGACCAUAUGAUGAAAUGCUUGUAGAGAGUAGCACCGACACUAGAUGAUGAUUCUUCCUGUAGCUCUGGCCCCUCACAAUGUCAGAGGAUUUAAUUGUGUCUAAUCGCAAAGGGUUGAUUGAACCCCAGAGUUUAAAGAUCUCUGGUGCAAGUAUUCACCCAGUAAAAGAACCAUCCAGAAAGCAGUUUUUAGAAUUAUGUAUCUGUGUGUUACUGCUGUGUUCUUCACACUGUUUUGUAUUGUACAAUAUAGAUGCUCAGCACUGCCUCCUACUUUAAUUGCUUAUGAAAAACAAAAAUGAUGUAUGUUACUGUGAAUUUUUAUACCACUCAUUUUUGAAAGGGCUGUCUUUUUUUUUCCUUUUCCAUGCUGUGGUGGUGUACACAGGAUAGAAUACACUUUUUUUAACUCAAUCUUACCCCUCAAUCCUUCUAUGUGGUGAAUUAAGUCUGACAUCUUUAUCAAGACCCCUUUAAUUUCUUAUACAAGCAUUAAGAAAUAGCCGUAAAUGUGAAUAUUAUCUGAAUAUUAACAAACAAUCUGAAUUCAGUCUGUUUGAAAUCUGCACAGACAAGAAUUCAACUGUCAAUUUUGUUUUAUUCCCAUGUGGAGAGCUUUCCCCAACUGAUAUUUUCAUUUUAAUCAUGAGAAUUUUGGGGGAAUGGGUAGGUGGGAAAGAGAAACCAAGAUAAUCCUGUACUAAGGACUGGAAGUACUUAGUUCUUAUGGAAUCAAAUUUCUCACAAUGAUGCAUGCUAUUAUUUAAAUGUGGAGCUUACCUCCUAAGGCUGCAAAAGAUGGAAAAAAUUAUCUUAUAAUCAUGUGGACACCAAUCACAAAAGUAAAGUACUUGUAUUGUGUUUUUCAUAUCUUUUCUCAGCCCUAUCAGAUCCAAAUGUUAUUAUGCACUUUUUAAUGUUUGUAAACUUUUACUAAAAUUAGUGUGAAUUGCAUUCUGAUACAAUAAUAAUCAUCAUUAGAAGCUGACAAAAUCUUUCUUAAUACUGUUGAUGGCCUCUGCUGUGUUUUGACAUCAUGGUACUUAUUACAUGGACAUGUUCUGUGAGCUGUGUAAUCCCUCUGGUCAGUAUUGCAACAUCAUUUAUCAGUGGUAAUAAAUAAGGACUGGUAAUACACCAAUGGUUCAUGAAUGCCUGGACAAACAUCAGACAACAAGAAGCCCCUUUAUGAUAAAAGAGCCCAUUUUAUCUGUCCUCGAAGUCUUAGAUACAGUCCUGGAUGAAGUAGGUAGAGCAGCUAGCUCUUCAGCAGGCCAUCUAUGCAGACCUACCAGAAACUCAGUCCCACUCUGUAGUCUCAUACAGAUGAAAGAUAAGUAUGCCCACAUCUCCCUUCUCAGUACUUUCCAACUGACUGGGAUAAGAGCAUGGGUCUCAUGUAAUCCUCAAUCAGAUACGACUAGAAAAACAUGUUAAGGACAGUGUGGGUCUUGCAGAGAAUAGAAAGAGGAAGUAUAACAUUUUAGAGUACUUCCUUCUGUCUGACCCAUUAGGGGCCAGAAUGUCCAGUUAAAAUUGAAGAAUUUCAUCUAUUCAGGCCUAUGUUACAGGUGUGAAAAGAGUUGCAUGGGCCAUUUUAGACUAUUUCUGGUAGUUGACUGAAAGCAUAUAAUUGGUUUUUCAAAAUCCUCAUUUACUAUCCUCAUAGCUUUCUUGUGAAUCUAGGUAAACUUCUCAUUCUUAAAGUUGUGGAAUUCCAAACUGAUCUCAUGUGAUUUUGUAAAGUUUAGGAUCAGUGCUGAGAAUAUGUGGAGGUUUUAUAUUCUUAAGUGAUAUAUUAUUAUUAAUGCAUGUGGUGUCAUGCUUGUCUUUCAAUAUACAGUAGUGCUAAAUUGCAAAGUCAUAUGGAGCCUUUGAGUUAGUCUGACCUCCUACUGCUACUUUGUCUGCUUUAUGCAAACCCAGAGGCAUUCCUAACAUGGCAAGAUAAAAACAUAUACUUUCCAAGAAAUCUGCAUUCUACAAAUUUUGCUCCACAAAAGUUCACAGUACCUUCCAAAUUUUAUUCUAAUUUCCUUUAUUUGCAAGUCAAUACUGCACACAGAUCUGAAUUUUUAAGGAGACAAGGAAAAGGUCGGAAACCAAGGCAUCCAAAGCCUAUUAACCAAUAGACAUUGUGCUAUUAACUUUGCAGCACAUAUUCUCCCAUUUAAUUCUCAAACAAUUCUGUUAGAGAGGUAUCACUAUCCCAUCUCACAAGUCAGGAAAUUAGAGUUCAAUACAGUACAACUUUUACUGAGCUUAAAAUUCGAAUAUGAGUGAAUUAAGAUUUAAGUCCUUGUUGUCUGUCUCCAAGGAUCUUUCUACUGCACUUGCAGUAGAAAAAUUAGAGUAAUAAAAUUAAAGGCAAUUACAGAACCUAUUUAACUGGAAAGGAAUUAGGAAAUGAACUGAUCCACCCUCUACACUUUAGAGAAGGAAACUGCAUCCCCCAAAUAGGGGAAUUGUCUUGCCCAAGGUCACCUAAAUGGGUAUUGAUACAGAUAUUAUUAGAUCAUAGAAAGUGUACUUUUUUUUUUUAGAAAUUCAACUAUAAUUUAUAUUUUAUGGUAUACUUCCAAGAAUAUACUUUCCUGGCAUAUAAUCUGUAACUUCAGCAUAGUUUUGAUAUUUUUAUGUUCCAUGCUACUCAUUUUUUAAAAAUUAACUAGAAACCUGUAGCUUUUAGUGUUUGAACUGAUUUGCAACAAGUGUGAUCUUGUCAAAUUCAUACCUUUUUAUCAAUCAUAAGCAUCCUAUGCCAACAUAUUACCACAACUCCUUAUAAAUGUUUUUCUAACAGAUUACAGAUCACUCAGCCCCCAGUUUUCAGGCAACAAGCUCAGAGCUGCACACUGUAACUGCCCUACAUCAGAGUCUUACCCAGGCAUAGUGGCAAUGCACCAUUUUAUAGGAAGAAUGAUGUUUUACCAUAAAGGGUAAAGAAAUGUAACUGUGGAGCAAUUAAGCUUCUGAGUGAAAUCUGUAGUAAGGGGGAGAAAAAUGCACUAGUCAUCAAGGGAAAACAGAAAAGAAUUUAUGAUUUAUGUGUAGUUGGCCCGAAAUCAUUCUUUAAUUAGAAGGGUGGCAGUCUCUGAGGUCACUUGUGAGCUUGUAUGACUUCUGUAUUUAGCAAUGUUGCAUGCUCACAUAAUUGAUAUUAAAAGUAACACAUUUUUCUGAAA
Messenger RNA from Choloepus didactylus (southern two-toed sloth), 4185 nucleotides. It is a transcript of the gene PKIA, whose product is annotated as cAMP-dependent protein kinase inhibitor alpha. The coding region runs from base 514 to 744 and encodes 76 amino acids. NCBI's taxonomy places the organism in Eukaryota, Metazoa, Chordata, Mammalia, Pilosa, Megalonychidae. Gene Ontology annotation, cellular component: cytoplasm; nucleus. The transcript is spliced from 4 exons. The record is from RefSeq and is a predicted model, not a curated record. Gene Ontology annotation, molecular function: cAMP-dependent protein kinase inhibitor activity. Gene Ontology annotation, biological process: negative regulation of cAMP-dependent protein kinase activity.